UCAUAAUUUCCAGAAAGUUGUUGAUCCGGACUUUGACUGUGCAUCAUAGUGUUCUCCAUCACCAGUUUAAUCUAUCACUCCCUACUACGGUACGGCAAGAAUUUAAUUGUGGUGUUUAUUACUUUCAAAGUACAAUUACACAAAUCACCAAAGAAGGUUCAAUAAGGUACUAUCAAGCUCAACAUCAGAGACAAUCAAAUGCAUCCUGCACAGAUCGUGUUGUAUGGAUCCACUUUGUGCGUCAUGAUAACAGUUCACUUUGCUAUGAAGCUACUCGCAGAACAUGUUUCAAACUGGAGGAAACCAAAGGAGCAAAAGGCCAUAGUAAUUAUAAUCCUUAUGGCCCCAUUGUAUGCUGUAGACUCCUAUGUUGGUUUGAUCAAUUUCUUUGGAAGUGAAGCAUUUUUCACACUGUUGGACUCCAUUAAAGAGUGUUAUGAGGCUCUGGUGAUUGCUAAGUUUUUGAGCUUGAUGUACAGUUAUUUGAACAUUUCCUUGAGUAAGAACAUAGUGCCGGAUGAGAUCAAGGGAAGAGAGAUUCACCAUUCAUUUCCGAUGACACUUUUUCAGCCUCACACUACACGUUUGGACCAUAAGACACUGAAGCUUCUCAAAAACUGGACUUGGCAAUUUGUUGUGAUACGUCCGGUGUGCUCAAUCCUGAUGAUAACACUGCAGUAUUUUGAUGUUUAUCCCAGUUGGGUCAGCUGGGCAAACACAAUCAUCCUAAACAUUUCAGUGUCACUUGCACUCUAUUCUCUUGUUGUUUUCUACCACGUGUUUUCUAAAGAGUUGGAACCGCAUAAGCCUCUUGCCAAGUUUUUGUGCAUAAAAGGAAUUGUCUUUUUCUGCUUUUGGCAGGGAAUUGUGCUUGAUCUCCUGGCAGCAUUGGGAAUAAUCCGAUCCCGUCACUCCUGGUUAACUGUGGAACGCAUUGAAGAAGGCUACCAAAACAUUUUGGUUUGUAUUGAGAUGGUUUUCUUCUCUAUAUAUCAGCAAUAUGCGUAUACAGCUGCACCAUACAAGGCUUAUAACGAAAGUAAUGUAGCUUUAGAUAAAAAGUCAAAGUGAUUCCAGGACAAGGAUUGUUGAGUACUUUUAAAUUCAAUGUAUUUACUUUCUAUAUCAGUGCUGAUCCUCACUUGUGCGUGAGACAAUAAGUAAAUAAAUGUGCAAGAAAUGCCAAAGUCUUUUGAAUAAGAUGCAGAUACAUUGACACUA
Vigna angularis (adzuki bean) is the source of this 1221-nucleotide messenger RNA. RefSeq lists its product as uncharacterized. Gene Ontology annotation, biological process: transport. The transcript is spliced from 5 exons. Gene Ontology annotation, molecular function: transporter activity. Lineage: Eukaryota; Viridiplantae; Streptophyta; Magnoliopsida; Fabales; Fabaceae. The coding region runs from base 199 to 1071 and encodes 290 amino acids. The record is from RefSeq and is a predicted model, not a curated record.